CCAUUCGUUGCGUGUGUGUGUGAAUGGGUCCAACAAAGAUCCCGAUCCUUUCCCCACCCACCCACAGUAACUCACAGUCAGUGGUUGUCCGGUGGUGGUUUGGUGCAAUUCCCAAGGUCGUUCAACGGUAUAUUUGACGUUUCACGGACCCCAAAAAGUACAAUCUGCCUGGUGGAGAGCUCGUCGGUCGAACUGGCGAUCCCCAACAAACUUGAACCCAGCAUGAAUCUACGGUGAAUUCUCGUUUGUUAUUGUUGUUGUUGUCGUCUACAUCGACGUCGUCGGAACAGCCCCAUUUGUUUAUCUACCGUACUACCUUUUGUCUGUAGAGUGAACGUUGGUUACGGUCGACUCGUCCUGCAGUUCUUCCAAUCGCCACAACACUACCACAAUAACAACAACAACAUGAACGGGUCGUCGUCACGGGAAGUCCUGCACGUCAGCAUUGGUCCCGAAGCCAAUCACGUCACGGCACACUUGCUCAACCUCUACGGAUUGUCCGUCACACCCUCCUUCGACAACGUCCACGGCGCCUUGUGCGAUCCGCGGAUCACUCACGACGUUUGGGACCGUCUCUACGUCCCACGAGUCGUCUUGGUGGACACUCCCGACUCUCGACUUUCACGACGCAACCCUACUUCUGCCACACCGUUACCUCACGUUCCCGUCGGAUCCCACGACACGGUCGCACCGUUCGUACAGCCCACGUCGGUACCAAUCCCCAUCCCCGACCCUGCCUGGACAGCCUUGCACGACACGGCGCAAUUCUUGGUGCAGAGUCCCUAUUCGCGCUACCGAGUCCGACCCGUGCCACACUCCGGUGCGUCCCACCAUCGUUCGGACCACCGUCGUGACAACCGCAGUGGAGGUGACCGUGUCCGCCACUACGCCAACGCACGACACGUCGACUGGGAUGAUUGGCACGACGACGAAGCCGACGAAGAACUAGACGAGGAACAACGUGCCAAUGAACGUACCCGACAACAAGCGUGUGAACAACGGGAACGGCAAAGUUGGCAACAGCAGACGCUAGCGCCGGCCCAAGAACAAUUGGAAUCGUUUUGGAAGUCCGUACCGGCCGACAAGGCGGCCUUGAUUUCCACGUUACCGCAACACCAAACUGCCGACGCCAGAAUACCCACCAAAACCACCGCCACGCAGGCCGAUGCUCUGCCAGUGUCGCCUAUAUGCCCCGACGCCGUUGCCAACUCUCGUGACGAGACUACCAACGCUACUAUGAUGCCUACGCCGACUCUUUCUUGGAGGGAUUACUGGAUGCCACCCUACCACCCCCAAUCGUGUCUCGCCCUCCCCGUCUCGCACCAGUCCAACAUUGUCAGCGACUGGGAUUCCUACAUUGCCGGAAGCAGCCAGUCCAACGCUUCCCCGUUGCAAAGCUGGAAAGACGACGUCUUGUGGGAACGCAUUCGUCGGCAACUGGAAGCGUGUGAAAGCGUUCAGGGGGUUGUACUCGCGACCACCGAUCGAGGUCUUUAUGCAGGGUUGAGUUCGGGCCUGCUCGAAACCUUUCAAGAAGAAUGCGCCACGGCGAGACGACUCGUACUCGCUUUGGAACACGAGCCCUCCUUGCAUCAUUCCUACUCGGACGAGGAUCACCAAUCCACCAAGUCCUCGUGGCAAGUCCAACAGGUGGAACGACUACGGUCACGAGUCGAAAAGGGACUCUUUUAUCACGAUAUGGGUCAAAAUGCCGAUGUCGUGUUGCCGUUGCGAAUCCCCACUACCGACGAGACCUGUUUCGCCAAUUCUAACGGAACAAAUUCCAGCGACGGCGUAUUUGCUGGCGCGGCGCGGAUGGCGGCCGCCUUGGAAACAGCCCUGCUGGGCUUUCGCGUAGCCAAGUCCACGACACCAUCGCGUUCGCGUAUUGGCUUGAAUUCAUCCUAUUACUACGGCGCUCUCGCGUCGGAUUCACCAUUUGGUACCACACCCCAAUUAUCCAUGUCCGAAUUUCUGUCCACUUUACGGCCCAGCAGUCGACACUCUGUUCUGGAACUGGAUACGGUUCUGCCCAACACCAACGUUACUCACGAAUUCUUGUGGCAGUCGUUGCUGGAAGGAACCACCGUCGAACGAGAUCACCGCAUGCGCCAACGGGGUAUCACCAGUUUGAGUGGUGUACGACGACCGCGCGAUGUCGAUCCCGGGGCCUGGAUGUUGGACGCCGCUCCCGACAUGGGCAAAGAUGGCUUGUUGUCCUCUUUGUCACUCGCUGCGACCACGCCGAACAUUACGGAUCGAUCCCUGCACCACCAUUUCUCGCUUUCGACGUCGAUGCGGACGCACCCACCCACUUCGGCAUCGCAAGCUGACUACAUUAACUGCACAAUGCAAGGCAUGGGCAUCCGGUUCCGCCCGGAGCAGUCAACGGCAAUGAUCGUGACCCAAACUUUGGGGACUUUGACGGCUGACGGCUACGGUGCCGGAUCGUACUGGCCGGCGGUUUGGGGAUCGCCGAGUUGUCCGGUGUUAUCGGUGGUCGGUAACACGAGUCGUUCCUUCGCCACCUUACAAGAUACGGCGCAGUCCUUUCAACAGGCACUGGCACCGCGAUCCAGAGGGUACUACAAUCGUGACGUAACCAACGGUGUCUUGCCCGAGCCCGAAGAUUGCGAAGACGCGUUGGCGUCUUGCCUUGAUCUAGCCGACGUAUACCGCCCGCCGGAAGGGAGUGGUUUGGUUCCGGACGAAGAUUUGGAUUCCGGCAUGUCGUAG
Messenger RNA from Phaeodactylum tricornutum CCAP 1055/1, 2736 nucleotides. RefSeq lists its product with no specific name. Gene Ontology annotation, cellular component: cytoplasm. The coding region runs from base 406 to 2736 and encodes 776 amino acids. The transcript has a single exon. The record is from RefSeq and is a predicted model, not a curated record. Lineage: Eukaryota; Bacillariophyta; Bacillariophyceae; Surirellales; Neidiaceae.